This is a messenger RNA of Linum trigynum, 5697 nucleotides long. The record is from the annotation of a GenBank genome assembly. NCBI's taxonomy places the organism in Eukaryota, Viridiplantae, Streptophyta, Magnoliopsida, Malpighiales, Linaceae.
GGAUUACUUAUGGUAUAUUUAUGAAGUUUAUACCAUUGGAAAGUAAUUAGACAAUUGAAUUAUAAAUUCAUUUGAAUUACUUGUGGUAUAUCAUGUUACAUAAAUGAAAUGUCAUUGGUAACUAAUUAGAUGGGAUUUCCAUUACUGGAAUGCAUCUGAAUUACUUAUGACGUCUCAAGUUGCCUUGAUCAAUACCAUUGGUAAGUAAUUAAAUGAUAUUUCUAAUAAAAUCUGAAUUGUUUGUGGUAUGCUAAUCGAGUGAGAUCAUACCAUUGGUAAACAAUUAGAUACAUAUAGUGGUUGGCAAGUUCAAUAAGUAAAACCAUGGAAAAUAAAUGGGAUUAUUCCAUGAUGUUUGGUAAAGGGUGGAAUUGUGGGGGAGAAGAGCUAGCCAUUGUUUCGGCUACUAUCUCAAGACCCUACAAUGGGACGCAAACCUAUCCAUAAGACAAAAUUGGAAAGGUAAGCGAAGUCAUACUUGAAAGUAUGAAGGUGUCCAAUGAGUAAGUGAGAGUCCUUAAACCUUGUGAAGUUAACCCAGUCCAAGGGUAUAACUUAUGAGUAAACUCUAACAUAUAUUGACGUUAUGUCAGAGAGCUAUAAUAAUUUUUGAUGUUGAUCCACUCUUCCCAAAGAGAUGAUUUUGACCAUAUACAUGAAUGUAUAUGGACAACAUUCCCCAAACCGGAAACUUUGGUUUCAACAACUGUGGCGAAAAAGUUGAAAUGUGGGGGAUAAAUUGGGGAGAAGUGAUGUGGAAUGUCGCUUGGGUGAUUCCAAAGUGAAGUGUUGUGAAUACUUAGGAGUUUUACGUAAACUCUAAGCUAAGUCAUAAAUUUAACUACAUUUGAAGAGAUACUUGUGAAGUUUAAGUACUCUAAGGUAAAUGAAGUAGAGAGACUUCAACACCGUUGGCAUGUGUUAUGAUUAUUGCAAGGCAAUAAAUCAAGGCAAACACACAUGAUGUGUAGUGAAUCAAAAGAGACGAGUCUUUGGUGUAUUUUACCCAAAGGAACUCACUGGGUGAACCAAAAGCCAUAGUCCAUUAAUGGAUAGGCAUUUAUGGUUAACGAGGAGCAGUAUCUUGGAAAACGUCCAAGUUAAACUCUAAGACCGGUGAAGUUGAAUAGUUUGGCCCGCAAAGACUAGCGUUAAUAAAACGCACUUGUGCACAAAAUUGUUAUUGCAAGGGCUAGAAGUGUUAUGUGAAAAAUCUCGUCAUUGAUAAUGGAAACAUAACACUAAGGUCAAUUUCUAGCGAAGUUAUCUAAGUUGAUCAUGUAAAUCAAGUGAUAACAAAUGUGGGGCCCACCUAGAAAUUAAUUAAAUUAUCGAAGGGAAUGGACUCGUGGCCUAGGACAAAUCAUCAUGGCGGUAACUCUACCUAAUCAGGAUUGGCAGACCCAACCUCUAGGUUCAAGGAGCAAACAAAGUUGUGAAUGAUGGUCCGACAUUGUCAAAAUUAUUCAAAUUCCAUUCUCAUGAUGAGACAAUGUCCAACUAUAAGGGUAAACCUAAAGAUGGAAGGUUUUUAAUGGUUUCUAAGUUUGACACGGGAUGUGAUCAAAUAGUGUAUUUUUAGAAUACAUGUUUAGAAAUCACCUAUGUGAGUGUGAAGUGGAGCCGCUUCAAGGAGAAUAAAAGAAGUCCAGUUCUCUAAGCACUCAUGAGACCAGGCGGUGUUCAUGGCUAAAACGAACACAACAAUGAGAACCAGUGAACGGAUAAGAGUUAGUUGUGUGACAUAUGUUGUCUUAGUAUACAAGAAAACCGACGGUUCAAAGAUAUCAUAUCUACCGAUUGGUGAGUAUACUCUAUAUAUGUUCACUAUGGAAGGUUCAAAGGGAAACCCACCUAUCCAGAUGCAACUAAUUCUUAGUUGAGAAUCACACAGUUUUUACAUAGUUUUCAAAACUUGCAUUCUCCAUUCAUGUGGGGGAUUGUUGGGAUUUUUAGUGGUGUGAAUGGAAAUACAAGGGGAAAGUUUCAAGAGAGUCUCUUGAAGUACCAUGUUGGUAAGAUGUGGGAAGGCACGACCUCGAAUUCGAUCGAUUUGAUGUAAUAUGUGGUUAAUCACUUAAAUUGGUUUGUGUACCAAACGAACCAAACCAAGUUGAACCAAAUCGAACCGAACCGAUGUGGCGGUUGGAAUAACCAAACCGGUCCAACUACCAUGGGCCGAACCGAUGCAAUGGUUCAUUAUUUCAAACGUGAACCAAUGUGUUGGUUGGGGUGUAACCACCCAUUUGAAGAGUCGCCUCCCUUCGUACGCACCCCUUCAUUUUCUAUAAAUAACACCUAACCCCCUCUGGUUUUUUACAUCGGUUUUUCCCGGUACCAAAACUCUAUCAAAAUCCAAAACUAGUAUUCUUCAUUCUUUUUCAAAGAGAAAAACAAGUCAAGUGUGGUUCUCGCCGGUUCGCUGCGUUCGAUGAGUUCCGGGGUUUGAGGUACCGCUACACCGGAAAAGGUACGUCCUUUCUAUCCUGGGAGGAAUCAUUCCAUAACCUUGGGUACUUGAGGGGAAUAAGAUUCUUUAAGGAGAGAUAGUGAAUUCUAUCGGCUAGGACGCUUGCAUGUGUCUUUGCAUGUUUUCUUAAUCUUAUGUGUUUGCUUGUGUUGCAAGAAAAUAGUAUACGUGAACAAUUUCCCCAACAAAAUCUUCUAUCACGGUGUCGCACUACAAUCCUGCACCUGACGCUGCCAUACAGGACACAAGCAUAAAGUUUUAAAAUUCAUCAUUAGCAUAAAGCAAAAGUUACAUAAGAUUAAGUAGCCAAUAUCCUAGGAAAAAGGAUUCAAGACUUGAGAUUUAACCGGGAUAGGAUAGGUUUUUUAGGAUAUAGCUGGGACAAAUUCAAGUUCGGAUUUCGCCGAGUCCGCCCACAAAGUAUCGAGAGGUGGUAAGAGGAGUUGUGGUUAUGGAGCUGGUCAUCAAAGGUGGUUGUACUAGGGAACCACAAAUAUUAUAAAAAAACUAAAUGGAAAAUGAAGCAAGUAAAAAUACCAACAUGAAAAGUGAUGAAACCUUCUUCUGUCAUCACUCUUCACCUAUUCUGGUUAUCCAAGUCUGCCCCUGCUCAUCAUUGCACAAAGAAUGUUUUUGGAACUCACCGGAUGGGAUUUCCUCGUAAGGAGUUCUGCAAGCAUGUUGUAAGCCUAAUUAUCCGAAUACUUGAACCUACCACUCACAGAAACCAGGUACUCGUAAGCCUCAUCGUUAUACUCAACGUUGAACAACAGCUUGAUAACAGUAGAAUCCAUCGAUUGCCUCGGUCCAAUGCCAGCUUCAACCAUAUGAUCAAAGAACUCUAUCCCAGUACUGAAUCUCCCCUUCGCCACAUCCUUUGCUCAUCAUUUCCUGUAGAGCUUCGUGAGCAACCUGAGUGAGACAUAGAAGCAACGAGAAACAAAGUUUGGUUCUCGACUUAGAAGAUUACUUAUACAUAAAAACCAAACACUAAACACAGAUUUCACGCAUCCUGAUUAUAUAAUUCCAUGACCUAAACUAUAGAUGUUGUUAACAAUCUGAUUCACCAUUUGUUAAUGUGAAUUAUGUAGGUUAUCAACAUCAUGGCUCGAAUCAAAAACACAUCCCGUAAGACUGUGUUGUACAAAGAAACAUAUGAGAAAAAGCUGAUAGGGUCAGAUGAAAAUAAUGGAGAUAGACUCAGCUACAGAUGUAGUAUGUAUCAGGUUAUAAAGAUAGUGGAAAAUAUUACUCCUGCUCGAGCUGCUCUAAUUCAGGGGUGUGGGUUUGGUUUUGUGUUGAAUUUGGCGACGCACAACAUUGAUCGAUGUAGUACAUAUCAGUUUGUUUAUCUGGCUUGAAAUUCAUAUUUGGCGGACAACCUGCUGUAGUCUCUGCUGGCCUAAGUUCAGGUCCUUAAACCCACUUUUUUAAGGAAAAUCUUAAAGCGUUGUGAUUGGCUGCUGUAAAUUUUGGUAGUUAGGGAAGAGUUAUUAGUUAAUUGGUUGUUAAGGGUAUUUAGGGAAUUAUAGGUAAUUUAAAAACACAAAUAGCUAACCCUAAACCCAUGUCCCGUGUUUUUUCUUCCUCCAAGUUGAACCGUCUCUAUCAACGUUUUCGUCAAUCUGUGUUCUCCGGCAGUCCCUUCGGUUGCGUUCUCCGACGUCCCUUCUGCUCCCGGCAACAGUCUCCGCCGUCGGCUUGGUUUUCCGAUUCUCCCUAAACCUGAACUAUCUUCAGUUUCCACCAAAGCUGAACCCCAGCUUCCGUUUCCGCCGUCGGACUAGUCGAUCACUCCCAUACUCCGGCGUAAGUUUGAGAAGGUAGUUUUACUCCCCGUCCGGCGACACUAGCGGUGAAGUCCUCCAUGUCCAGCAUCACUAGCGUUGAAGGCCUUCCCGUCCGGGCAUCACUAGCGUUGUUCUUGUUCCCGUCCAUUCCGUCGUCGAUCCCUGAUCUCUCGGCGGCAGUGUCAAGGUGAUUUUUGUGUCCAUAUUUUAUUUCAUAUGUAAGGGUUUUCCAGGCCCCGCAUGGGUGUAGGUUUUGGCAUUGCAUGGGUGUAGGGUUUUGCGUUGAUGUAUAUGCUAUUGGUAAGUUUUGUUCAAUGGGUGCUUAGGGUUUUUUACUUAUACAGUUUAAAAUCAAUUUAAGGUUGAAUGAUUUGUAAUCUUUUGAAUGGUAAUGGUCAAUCUGUUUACCUGAUAUGUUAAAUUAUCGUUUCAACAGUUUUAGGACGGCGUUAUUAACGUUUCUUCCGCGAGUAUUAAUAUUUAACUGCUAUAUUAUUAAUAAUUAACAUGCUCGUUAUUAACGGGCUUUUUCAGUUAGUAAUAUUUAACACGACACUAUCAGUAAUGUGCUUGUCUCCAUUGUCAAUCUUUUUGUUGGUAUUCGAAAUUGGUUUACAUAUAAAGUUCAUUCGAAAAUUAUGUCGCAGUGGUUUUUAAAAUUUCCAAGGGUGAUGGUUAAAAUUUCUAUAUUUGUACAUUUCCCAUCCCGCAUUAUCAAAUAACAUGUAUGUUAUUCAGGGAUUUUUUCUUACACCCCAGUAUACAAUCAUACAAAAAAGUGAUACAUUUUCAACAAUUUUAGGUUUUGUUUGUGACUUUGUGAAAUGGCAUUAUUAAUGUUUCGUUUUAUGUUAUUAACAUUUUACGUUUGUAUUUUUCGUUGUUCAAACACAGGUUAUUAAUAUAUUUAUAUGCAAUUUGUAAUUUUUGGCAGUGAUCCACAAUAUGCCGCGUACAAAUAAUACAGCGUGUAAGCCUGCGUUGCAUAAUAAGAGGAUGGAGAAGAAGGCAGCUGCACCCAGAGUUGAUGACAAAUAAUGACGUUAUUAUUAAUUAUUAACCUUUUCAUCUCUGUUAUUAACAUUUUCACUUGUACACUUAUCCACACGCAAAUGUAUUUCUUUGUCAAUUAUUAACAAACAGUGACGUUAUGAAUAAUUAUACCAUUUCAAAUUAUUAAGACACCAUGAGGUUGAAGCUUCGCAUCGGUGAUUAUGUCAACAAACUACGUUAUCUAUAUUUUAACCUACAUUAUUAACAUAUUUACUUACGUUAUCAACAUUUUCAGCUACGUCGUUAUCAUUUUAACCUGCGUUAUUAGCAUUUCACCUAUAUACUUAUCCACAUGCAAAAUUAUUUCUUUGUCAAUUAUGAACAAACAAUAACGUUAUUAUUAAUUAUACCUUCUCGAAUUAUUAAUAAACCACGAGGUUAAAG